This is a messenger RNA of Drosophila arizonae, 961 nucleotides long. RefSeq lists its product as uncharacterized. NCBI's taxonomy places the organism in Eukaryota, Metazoa, Arthropoda, Insecta, Diptera, Drosophilidae. The record is from RefSeq and is a predicted model, not a curated record.
GCAAGCCCUGCUGUAGCCGUUCGAGCAUUAUGUGCGUGUCCGUAUUAGUUUAUCCAGUCUGUAAACACAUCUCGUUUGAAAAUAAGCCAGGAAGCGCGUAGACUGUUAGACUGUUCCUUUCUCAUUUUUCUUGCACGGAUUUCUCAACAGUUGCCCAGAUGAGGAUGGAAGACCCGGUUGUGUCUAUCUACGAUAUGCUGAUGAAGCGCUACCGACAGCAGCGCCGAGAUGACCAGCAGCAGCAGAAGGAGGCUCCGCCCCAUCGCCAGGCCAGUCGCGAUCUACGUCAGCCCUACGCUGCUCUACAGCAGCCCCAGGCAGGAGUCCAGUUGAGUGCAGACAAGAAGCCCAGGCCGCGGCUGGCUCGCCCACGCCUUGCCGGGGACAGCCUGACUGGCGGAAAGAUGUCCACGAAUGUGGUGACAGCCACCCACCUGACCAAGAAGCAGUCGGGUGUCCUGCUGCAGCCGCCGCUCAAGAAGGAGGUGCUCAAUCAGCUCGUGGCCAAGAUGAGUGGCAAGCAGACGCCGGCUGCAGCAGCCAUCGCUGCAGCCACAGCAGCUCCAGAGAAGCCGUCGACUUCAUUGAACAAGAAGCGUUCGAAGACUGGCAAGGGCUUGAAGUCGUCGCACGGCAGCGAAUCCAGCAAUCGUCGCUCUAGGCCUGUGCUCUCUCCGCGCAAUACCAAUCGGCAACUCAAGUCCCAGAGCAAGCGAGAUAAGUCUAAGAUAAACAAUGAACUGAAGCAGCAGCAGCAGCAGCAGCAGACACCGCCGCCGCCGCCGCAGCAACGUCGACCCAAGAAUCCGGAAUCGGAGCGACAGAAGGUUCGUCUACGGUCUCGUCUCUCCAAGUUUUCUGUGACGGCAAACGACCAAAGUGCUGACAAUGCCGUCCGAUGUCGCCUCUAGGCGUUAUACUAUACAUAUAACGUCUCCAGGCGUUAUAUACUAUAUAUAUA